Messenger RNA from Haplochromis burtoni (Burton's mouthbrooder), 318 nucleotides. RefSeq lists its product as uncharacterized. NCBI's taxonomy places the organism in Eukaryota, Metazoa, Chordata, Actinopteri, Cichliformes, Cichlidae. Gene Ontology annotation, molecular function: protein binding. The record is from RefSeq and is a predicted model, not a curated record.
CCAUGAGAUCCAACAUGACAGUGUUUUUUCCAUUGUUGCUGCUAAUCUGCACUCUCUCUACAGUUCGACUUGAAAUAAACUCUGACAGCAAAAUUAUUCCACUUUUAAAUCGGGGAAUGGAAACAGCACAAACCUCUGACCCUGAAGAAACAUGUAAACCUGACAUCAAUUCUGUUCUGAGAGAGAUGAGUGCCUUGUUGGCUGAACUGAAAGCAGAGAUUAGACACUUACAGAAAGAGAAUGAAGCACAGGCAGCUAAGGUCAGAGAACUGGAGUUACAAAAGACGGAGUUGGAGAAGCUGAAAGAACAGCACGAAG